Molecule: messenger RNA, 1857 nt
Organism: Trichoderma aggressivum f. europaeum
Lineage: Eukaryota; Fungi; Ascomycota; Sordariomycetes; Hypocreales; Hypocreaceae
Exons: 5
Coding region: 1-1857 (618 amino acids)
Biological process (GO): regulation of DNA-templated transcription
Cellular component (GO): nucleus
Molecular function (GO): DNA-binding transcription factor activity, RNA polymerase II-specific; transcription cis-regulatory region binding; zinc ion binding
Source: RefSeq, a predicted model, not a curated record
AUGGAGACCAAGCACUCAGACACCCCACGUAUCCGCAAGAAGAGGAUUCCGAUCAAGGCUAAAUGCGAUGGUAAACGACCUUGCUCGCGAUGCUGCGAGCUGAAAAAGAUCUGCGCCUUUAUCGAUCCUCCAAAAGAGGCCCAUCAGCUUCGAAUAGAGGAGCUUGAAGAACAGGUUACAGCACUAAAAGACGAGCUUCGAAGAGCUUCUUCCACACAAACCGGCUCUCAAAUUGAGACUAGCCACACAAAUCUCGGUCAGCAGCUGGGCGUCAAUUCACAGGCUUCAUCAAAUUUGGACCAUGGCCCCUUUGUUCCAGAAGCUCCGUUCAACUCUGAUGAAUUAGCCCUCAUUCGUCCAUCACACACAGAAUCACCGACAGAUACCGUGCUAUCCAACAAACAAGCCAAAUCCAAUUUCGAGAUUGCAUCUGUUACAUUACCCGAUUGUGUGGACGCCGGGCUGCUUAGCAUUGAGCAAGCCGAGCAGUACUUUUCCAUCUUCUUUCAGGGAUGCGACCAUUCUGUGCCCGUCUUUGAUCCCCGAUAUGACUCGUUUCAGAGCAUUCGUGCAAGAAGCAGUCUGCUUUUCAGUGCCAUUUGCACAAUUGGCUGUCGCGUUGUGACCGGAACCGACACUCAACAAUGGCACAUGCUGGAUUUUCACGUCAAGAGAAUGCUAAACUGCGCUCUAGCAAGGCCAGCUAUGGCUUCGCUGGAGACUAUUCAAGCAUUACUGGUCCGCUCAUGCUAUGCAUCUGAGAGAUCGCUUCUCGUCGCAGCCGCAACACGCAUGGCUCUUGAUCUCAAUUUCCCCGAGUCCUACGACGAGAUGAUCAAUCGGUCUGCGGUGCUGGCAACACGAAGACCCUCGACAGGCACUGAUGAAGAUACAAUCAUCUCGAUGCGAAGAGUCAGGACUUGGCUCCAUCUAUUCGUCUUGGGCCACAUCUUACACGUCGAUGCUUCUGAUUUACCAACCUUUAAGUUUGUUGAACUUAACGUGAUUCGUGGUAGGAUCUACGAUUCACUGGCUAGUCAUGUUGGCUUUGGUGAUGAAGAGAUGCUGGAUGUCGUCCGCGAAGCUCGCAUUGACAUAUCUAUAUGGUUCGACGACUGGGCACAUAUUUUCGAAAAGCACAGCAUUCAAGCACCUUGGCUCAGUGUCAAUCUUCGGGUGCAAAAGUGUUGGGCUGAAAACAUGGCUCUAUGUCGUGCUGUAAGAGCAACCGGCGUGGAAAAUGUCGACUUCAUGUCGCCUGCUCAAAAAUCGGUUGUUGCCAUGGCCAAGGACGCUUUGGAGGAACACCUGGAUAUCAUGAUUGAGGAACCAAGAUUGUAUAUCCGCAACCUGCGAUUUGCAAUGGACUUUGUCUGGGCAAAAUGUGCAUUUUGCUAUUUACUGCUUCUCAAACUUUCUAUUCUGCUACCUGAGAGCAAGGGACGUUCUAGCAGAGAGCUUGUAGCACAUGGAAACAUUCUCUUAAGCGAACUGAGCGAAGCAAGCGGUGGUAACCAUAAUGGAAGCCGGAGUAAUACUGGGAAGCAAUAUCUACAACUUCUCCAGGCCGGGAUUGAGAAAUUCAGCAGCGUCACGCAUGAAGCUCACAAUACCGCCCUGAGCAUUGCAAAUGAUGAGGGCUUUUCAUCUCGACGAACGCCUGGCUAUGGUACACAAAAUCGGAUGGAGUUGGACUCGUUUGUCCCUGAGCAGUUCAUCUUUGAGUGGGAUUUCCCUGGCCUCACGCUUUUCUCCUCGUCUGCCAUCGGCGUUGCCUGGCUCGAUGACAUACUCGUCGAGGCACUUAAUGGGGGCGAAGACCUAUUCGGGUGGCUACCAACUGAUGCUGAGAGCUGA